AUGUUAUCGGUUGCUUCUUCGUCUUUAUCCUCUCUACCUUCCAUGCGAGACUCAUUUUCAAGAAAUAUCUCCGACAGUGAGCAAUCUAAUGAAUCGCAGAAAUUGCCUGAACUAAAAAGUCGAGAGGGUAAAUCGGAGCAUUCGACCCCUUCACAUAUUGACGAUUCGAACAGUCCUCCGGUUUCGGAGGCCUCCCAAAAUUCUACUUCUAUCCCAUCUACAAGUGAAGAUCAGCCGAAAGAUGACGUAGACGUCUCUCCGUCUACCUCAUGGCAAGAAAACCUGACUGGUACUGGGCCUCCGACAACUAAUGUGGACACUACUACAAUAACGACGACUUCGGUCAGCCCAAAAUCUUCGAGUUCUCUAAAUAUUGAACACUUUGACUUAGAUGAACAAGUUAGCACUCCAAUUGCCUUAGAUAUUCCUUCAGCACCUUUCUCAAAUUCAUUUAGUGAUAUUACACAGCCUUCAAACUCCAGUAAUGAGACAAAUGUUGCGCGUCGUCCUUUUAAAUUACCAACUCCAAAAACUUCUACAAAAACAAAAAAAAAGAGGAACAGCUUAAAUGGUACCGCUGAUAGUAUGGAUGAUUCAUUCGCAGACUUGCCAACGAAUGGCAGUUAUGCUCCUGCUAGUUCAAAGAGAAAUGCCGAAUUUCACGCUUUGUUCCGAAGCGUUCCCGAAGGAGAUUAUCUUAUAAAUGAUUAUGGGUGUGCAUUGCAAAGAGAAAUUCUUGUACAAGGACGUAUAUACGUUUCGGCUCAUCAUGUGUGUUUUAAUGCAAACAUUUUCGGUUGGGUUACCAAUUUAGUGAUUGCAUUUUCGGAUAUAGUUUCUAUUGAAAAAAGGGUGACUGCAUUUGUCAUUCCGAAUGCCAUUCAAAUCUCAACUCUUCAUGCUAGACAUUUCUUUACUUCUUUCUUAUCAAGGGAUACCGCUUUCGAAUUGUUAAACAUAAUUUGGAAACAAACUCAUCCAGCGUUAAGUCAAAAUUUGCCAUUUAACGACUCAGAGUACACACCUAACAAAAGCUCCGAAGCUUCAGACGCGUCAUCAGAAUCAGAAUCUUCAGAAAUGACAGAUGAAGUUUCAGAAACCAGUGAGCCAACUCUUCAUCCUAUUUCUCCGCACGCCCAGUCUCGCCAUCUUGCAAGGUCUAAUACAAAUCUUAAAAGGCGGAGGGUUUCUACGCAAUGUUCAUGUUUGAGAAACGGCCAGCAUUAUGACAAUGUUUCUUUAGAUGCAACAUUCACGGGGACAGUGGAGAAAUUAUACAACUUGUUAAUGACGAGCGGGUUCGUAAAACGCUAUAUUAUUGAAGAGGAAAAGUAUGUUGACUUCGGAGAAUGGAAAACACAAGACGAUAAAUUGAGACGGUCAUCAAGCUACAUAAAACCAUUAAAUUUCUCAAUAGGUCCAAAAAGCACAAAGUGUUAUAUAGAGGAAGAAUGUUUACAUAAAGAUUUCGACAAUUACGUUACAACUUUGUCAACGACAACUACACCCGACGUACCAUCUGGUGGGAGUUUUUGCGUAAAAUCAAGAAUAUGUAUAAUGCGUGCAGGACUUAACGAAACUAGAAUAAUCACUACUUGUGCCGUCGAGUGGUCAAAAUCAAGCUGGCUUAAAGGAACAAUUGAGAAAGCAAGUAUUGAAGGACAGCAACAGUACUGGCAGAAUCUCACACGAGAAAUUAAGAAAUAUAUUGCGGUACAUCCUUCAGAAUUUCAGGACGAAUCAGGGUCACCAGUUCGAGAACGUAUGGAAGCCGACGAAGUCGAGAAAGAUUGGGUUAAGAGGACGCAAACUCGAUCUAAAGAGCGUACUCGGUCUUUCCAAAUGCCAACUGAGACUACCGUUAUAGAACAAGCAGAACCGACACCAACCCAACGUCAAAUUGCUGGAGUAUGGGGCACUAUUAUAGAGGUUCAGAGUAUCUUAUCUUCUAUACUGUCACCGAUAUUUCAAAACAUUUCUAUUCCGUCAACCAAUGCUAUGAUAAUGUGGGCGAUAUUAAUAACGAUGAUAGCAAAUUUUUACAAUUGGUUUCUUUUACAAGGCAUUGUGCACAGACUUGAUAGUAUUGGAGGGAACAAUGUUCCUGUUUUUGGGCGUGGUCGUAAAAAUGACUUUUUCCAUGAAGCUCGACGACAAGAAUUUGCAUCAUUACUUGACGAUCGAAUCGAGGAUGAAGAUGUGCUAUGGCAAUGGUUAAGCGAAAAAUCAAAAAUAUAUGAAAAAGACCACCAAAAUAACUAG
Molecule: messenger RNA, 2262 nt
Organism: Dentiscutata erythropus
Lineage: Eukaryota; Fungi; Glomeromycota; Glomeromycetes; Diversisporales; Gigasporaceae
Source: the annotation of a GenBank genome assembly